AUCACAGCCACGAAUCCCGCAAACGAGAAGCAUAACCCCCAGGUGGCUCUCUCCUCACCGUGGCCGAUGAACACAAAACUAACAACACAAUAUGGGCUUCGAGUUUCUCAGAGCCUCGCCUCUUUCUUCUUCCAAUGCCAUAGUACUUCUUAACCCCAGAGCCAAACCCAUCUUCUCUGCUUUACGUCGCCCUUUUCAUUCUUAUCCUAAUCCUCGUCCUACUUCACUGUUAAAUUCUCACUCCAACGUCUUCUUGUCGAAACCCAUUAUUACCCCCACCAUUAAGCGUGGUUUCCGUGGUGGAAUUGUGGCCAUGGCCACUUCCGGGUCUGUCCAGAAGUCGGAGGAAGAGUGGCGUGCUGUUCUCUCCCCCGAACAGUUUCAUAUUCUCAGACAAAAGGGCACUGAGUAUCCGGGAACAGGAGAAUAUGACAAGUUCUUUGAAGAGGGAAUCUACAACUGUGGAGGUUGUGGCACUCCUCUUUAUAAGUCCACAACAAAAUUUAAUUCUGGGUGUGGCUGGCCAGCCUUCUAUGAGGGUCUUCCAGGAGCCAUAAACCGCACGCCGGACGCAGAUGGAAUGAGGACAGAGAUAACAUGUGCAGCAUGUGGGGGGCAUCUAGGUCAUGUUUUUAAAAAUGAAGGAUUCCCAACGCCAACCAAUGAACGCCACUGUGUGAAUAGCAUUUCACUGAAGUUUGUGCCUGCCAAUUCUUAAUAUCUCUGAGCUGUUCUCUGCCAUACGGAUAUGGAUCAGUAUUGCACACUCUAAAUUUCAUAAGAUGAUUAUGUAAUGUACUGAAAUUGUAGCUCAGCUUCAUUGAGUAACGAUUGCAUAUACAGUUGUGAAUGAGGUGUUCCUUAAUACUACUGAGCUGUUCUUGUAGUUGAGUAUGUAUCUGAUUCAAAUAGAAAUAUCUUUCCCCA
Molecule: messenger RNA, 927 nt
Organism: Neltuma alba
Lineage: Eukaryota; Viridiplantae; Streptophyta; Magnoliopsida; Fabales; Fabaceae
Product: peptide methionine sulfoxide reductase B5
Exons: 3
Coding region: 92-718 (208 amino acids)
Biological process (GO): response to oxidative stress; protein repair
Molecular function (GO): peptide-methionine (R)-S-oxide reductase activity
Source: RefSeq, a predicted model, not a curated record